Anisakis simplex (herring worm) is the source of this 867-nucleotide messenger RNA. The record is from the annotation of a GenBank genome assembly. Lineage: Eukaryota; Metazoa; Nematoda; Chromadorea; Rhabditida; Anisakidae.
AUGUAUGGUACAGAGCGUUACGGUACAACGACAGCUGAAGAUAUGGCGGAGUCGCUGUUCGAUGACUUCACAGGUCGGAUCAAGAAGAUGCUUCCAUCUGAAACACAAGAUUUGAUCGCAAUGUUCAUAUUGUUCAUCAUGUUGCCGUUGGGUUUUGUAUUCGAAAUAUUCGUCAUUCUACCGCGUUGCUAUGAUAUCUUCUCCGAAAGUUGGAUUUGGCGAGUGUGCAUUCUAUCGUAUUUGGGAAUUAACGCUUUCACAAACAUCUAUAAGAUGAUCGUUGUCGGGCCGAAUGGUCGUUGUUCGGAGCUGCCGGCCUUAAUCAAACCGGGAUAUCAUUAUUGCCAUAACUGUCAACUCAAUGAACCGCCACGAUCACAUCAUUGUCCAACUUGUGACAAAUGUGCAUUGCGUCGUGAUCACCAUUGUUCAUUUGCGGCCGUCUGCGUUGGACACUUCAAUCAGAGAUGGAAUUGGUCAUUUAUGUGGUCAGCAUUGGGCGGUUUUACGGUGAUGCAGCUUUGGCAGUUGGUAGUGCCGCAUAUUGCUCUACUGGCUCGUGUAAUCACAUUCUCGCAGUUCCUUUGCGUUAUGGUAUUCGUAUUCGCAUUGACUGUGUCUCUGUUCCUGACCUACCUCAUUGGAGCGCAAUUGUUUUGUUUGUAUCGAGGACAGACACGAGUCGAAUAUCUUAUGGAUGUGCACGCAUAUCAGCUCGGAUUCAUGGAGAACGUAAGACAAGCACUUGGCCGUCAUUGGCCAUUGAUAUUCCUAACAGCAUUCAUCAGUUCACCACUCCCAUCUGAUGGCCUCUCGUUCAUGACGAGGGAGACGAAACCGAUCGCUGAAAAUACGAAAACUUUGUAA